Molecule: messenger RNA, 3267 nt
Organism: Neofelis nebulosa (Clouded leopard)
Lineage: Eukaryota; Metazoa; Chordata; Mammalia; Carnivora; Felidae
Gene: FAM171A1
Product: family with sequence similarity 171 member A1
Exons: 8
Coding region: 13-2700 (895 amino acids)
Biological process (GO): stress fiber assembly; regulation of cell shape
Cellular component (GO): plasma membrane
Source: RefSeq, a predicted model, not a curated record
CGCGGCGCGGAGAUGAGCAGGUCCGCGGCGCUCCUCUUCUGCCUGCUGGGCUGCAACGUCUGGAAGGCGGGGACCAAGACGCUGCGGGAGCCCGGCGCCGGAGCCCAAGAGGUUACACUGAAAGUCCACGUCAGUGAUGCCAGCACCCACCAGCCCGUCCCAGAUGCGCUCAUCGAGAUUUUCACCAACCAGGUCUCCAUUGCCUCUGGCACCUCGGGCACGGAUGGCGUCGCUUUCAUCAAGUUCCAGUAUAAGCUGGGCAGUCAGCUGAUCGUCACCGCCACGAAGCAUGCCUAUGUGCCAAACUCUGCCCCGUGGAAGCCAAUCCGAUUACCUGUAUUUUCUUCACUGAGCCUGGGCCUGCUUCCAGAACGAUCUGCGACUCUAAUGGUGUAUGAAGAUGUUGUCCAAAUAGUCUCAGGAUUCCAAGGUGCCCGGCCACAGCCUCGCGUUCACUUCCAGAGGAGAGCUCUGCGGUUGCCUGAGAACACCAGCUACAGUGACCUGACGGCUUUCCUCACUGCCGCCAGCUCCCCGUCCGAGGUGGACAGCUUUCCCUACUUGCGAGGACUAGACGGGAAUGGAACAGGAAACGGCACCAGGUAUGACCUGACCCCAGUCACGGCCGUCAGUGUCCAUUUGCUCAGCAGUGAUGGAACGCCAGUGCUGGUGGACGGCCCCAUUUAUGUCACCGUGCCCCUGGCCACCCAGAGCAGUCUGAGGCACAAUGCCUAUGUCGCGGCGUGGCGAUUUGACCAGAAGCUGGGAACGUGGCUGAAGAGUGGUCUGGGCCUCGUGCACCAGGAAGGUAGCCAGCGGACGUGGACGUACAUUGCCCCUCAGCUGGGGUACUGGGUGGCAGCCAUGUCUCCUCCCAACCCAGGUCCCGUUGCCACACAGGACAUUACCACGUAUCACACGGUGUUUCUUUUGGCCAUUUUAGGAGGGAUGGCUUUCAUACUUUUGGUUCUGCUGUGUCUCCUUUUAUAUUAUUGCAGGCGGAAAUGCUUGAAACCUCGUCAACACCACAGAAAACUCCAACUUCCGACGGCCCUCGAGAGCUCCAAAAGAGAUCAGUCAACUUCCAUGUCUCACAUCAACUUGCUGUUUUCACGUCGGGAGUCAGAAUUCCCCGGCCCGCUCUCUGUCACCGGCCACGGCCGCCCGGACGCCCCUGGGCCGAAGGAGCUGAUGAGCGGGGUCCAUUUAGAAAUGAUGUCUUCCAACGGAGAGGCAGACAUGCACACCCCCAUGCUAAAGCUUUCCUACAGCACCUCGCAAGAGUUCAGCUCGCGGGAGGAACUUCUCUCCCACAAGGAAGAGGACAAAAGCCAAAUCUCCUUUGAUAACCUGACACCAAGUGGGACGUUGGGAAAAGAGUAUCGUAAGUCCGUGGAGAUUUUCCCCUUAAAGUCCAGGAAAUCUGUGGAAAGAGAAGGCCGUGAGUCCCCUGGCAACAGCGAGUACAGGAGGAGCUACAAUGCCAUGCUCUCGCAGCCCCUGUUUGAAAAGCAAGACCGAGACGGCCAGGCCUCCGCUAACCAUAUUUCCACGGGAAGCAAACUCACCAUUCAGGAACACAUGUACCCCACGCCUUCAUCUCCCGAAAAGGAACAGCUGCUGGACCGCAGGCCUACUGAGUGUAUGAUGUCCCGGUCAGUGGACCACCUGGAGAGACCCACGUCCUUUCCGCGGCCCGGCCAGUUGAUCUGCUGUAGUUCCGUUGACCAGGUCAACGACAGCGUUUACAGAAAGGUAUUACCUGCCUUGGUCAUCCCCGCGCACUAUAUGAAACUCCCCGGGGACCACUCCUAUGUGGGCCAGCCCCUGGUCGUUCCAGCCGACCAGCAGCUGGAGAUCGAAAGACUGCAGGCUGAGCUCUCCAGCCCUCACGCGGGGAUCUUCCCGCACCCCUCCUCCCAGAUCCAAGCGCAGCCCCUGUCCUGCCAGGCAAUCUCCCAGCAGCACUUGCAGGAUGCAGGCGCCCGGGAGUGGACCCCGCAAGGCGCGUCCAUGUCAGAGUCCCUCUCCAUCCCGGCCUCCCUGAACGAUGCGGCCUUGGCUCAGAUGAACAGCGAGGUCCAGCUCCUGACCGAGAAGGCUCUGAUGGAACUUGGGGGUGGGAAGCCGCUCCCACACCCCCGGGCGUGGUUCGUCUCCCUGGACGGCAGGUCCAAUGCGCACGUUAGACAUUCCUACAUUGAUCUCCAAAGAGCCGGAAGGAACGGAAGCAAUGAUGCCAGUUUGGAUUCUGGCGUGGAUAUGAAUGAACCAAAAUCUGCCCGGAAGGGAAGAGGAGACCCCUUGUCCCUGGCACAGAACCACCCGGCCGUCCAGGAGCAUCCGCAGAAAGAGCCGCGGGCCGCGGACAGCACCUCCUACACGCAGCUCGUGUACCUGGACGACAUGGACCAAAGCGGCAGCGAGUGCGGCACCACCGUCUGUACCCCCGAGGACAGUGCCCUGCGCUGCUUGUUGGAUGGCUCCGGCCGGAGGAGCGGCGGCCAGCUGCCCAGCCUGCAGGAGGAGACGACAAAACGAACUUCGGACGUCCCCCCGGAGCCGCUAGCCAGCCCGGAGCAGAGAAGAUCGGCCCAGGAGGACGACGAAGAGGAAGACGAGGAGGACCAAGGAGAGGACAAGAAGAGCCCCUGGCAGAAGCGGGAAGAGAGACCCCUGAUGGCGUUUAACAUGAAGUGAGCUGUCACAGCGCCACCCGUCGGCGGAACAUAAAAAAAAUUGCCAAAAAUUCUUUUCUUAGGGAAGCGUUUACUUGUUCGUGGAGGAGGUGGAGCAGCGGCAGCCGCGGAAGCGGACUUAAGCUGCAUCACGGUUCACUGUGUAAAUGUUAGAACGGAAUUAAAGUUACCGGAUGAUGUUCGUGGACGCCUCACCGCCAGGGAGAUGGCUGAACAGGAGUGUCUGAAUGUGGCUCCUGCGUCUGGGACGCGCCUCCCCCACCCCCACCCUCCCCACUCCCACCCCCACCCCCACCCCCAUCCCAGGACACUGAGAAACCACGAGUGAUGUCGCUCAGCUCUGCUGAUAACCUCAGUUCUCCCUCAGAUUCUAGGAACAGAUGAGACUCUUUUCACAUUGCUUGAAUCCAUUUUAUCACGAUAAUGCUCCUGUGACGUUAUUAUUGGGAAAUUAGCGUAGCACUUAGUGUCUCGAGGUAUGCGUUAUCUCAAAGGAAAGCUAUGCACCGCUGCUUCGUGCUCUUGGUUUGCUUAGGUGUUUUUGCUUUGGUUAGCUUUCGUUUCGGGU